Gaeumannomyces tritici R3-111a-1 is the source of this 2346-nucleotide messenger RNA. RefSeq lists its product as hypothetical. Gene Ontology annotation, molecular function: mRNA binding. The transcript has 2 exons. Gene Ontology annotation, biological process: regulation of translation. NCBI's taxonomy places the organism in Eukaryota, Fungi, Ascomycota, Sordariomycetes, Magnaporthales, Magnaporthaceae. Gene Ontology annotation, cellular component: nucleolus. The record is from RefSeq and is a predicted model, not a curated record. Bases 117 to 2261 code for a protein of 714 amino acids.
UUUUUUUUUUCUUGAAGACGCCGCAGGCAGCACAGCCCGUCGCGAACUGUCCAUUGAGUUCGAUCUGCUGCUUUUGUCACAUAUUUUCCGGCAGCAGCUCAAUCGCAGACUUCAAAAUGGCAUUCAAGGGCGCCAAGAUUGGCGAUAAGCGCAAAGCUUCCAACGGCGAGAAGCACAAGUCAACCAAUCCCUCCAAGAAGCCGCGGGUCGCAUCCAGUCGGCAGCCCUUCCAGGCCGAAGGGUCCUCCGAGGACGAUAACGUGAAGGGGUUCGCCCCCCUAUCUGACGACGAAGAUGAAGAUGAGGGCGGCGCCAAAGUGAACCCGGACAGGGUUGAGAGGAUCAAGGGCCUCGAGAGGGGCAAGAAAGCCGGCGGCAACGCCAAUAGCGACGGGAAGCCUGCGGCCACUUCGAAGGAAUCCCACGUACUACAAAAGCAGCUGGCCCAGGAGCGUAAGGCCGCGAAGCCCCUGGCCGACGAGCUGGCUCGCACCAAAAAGCUAUGGGAGCGGCUGCGGCGCAAAUCCCACGUGCCUAAGGAGGAGAGGGACACGCUAGUGGAGGAACUCUUUGGGAUCGUCACGGGGCGCAUCAAGGACUUUGUGCUCAAGCACGACGCCGUGCGCGUCGUCCAGACUGCUAUCAAGUACGCGACCCCUGACCGGCGCAAGCAGAUUGCGCGCGAGCUUAAGGGCACAUACGCGCAGCUUGCCGAGAGCCGAUACGCCAAGUUCCUCAUCGGGAAGCUGCUGGUCCAGAACGAGGACGAGAUCCGCGACCUGAUCGUGCCCGAGUUCUACGGAAAGGUCCGUAAGCUCAUCAACCACCCCGAGGCCUCAUGGAUCCUCGACGAUGUCUACCGCGGCGUCGCCACCAAGGAGCAGAAGGCCAUCCUCCUGAGGGAGUGGUACGGCACCGAGUUUGCCCUUUUCGACGCCGCCGCCAAGGACACACAGGUCGAUGCGGACCUCCGCAAGAUCCUCGAGAAGGAGCCGAGCAAAAGGGGACCCAUCAUGAAGCACCUACACAGCAUGAUCAACACCCUGAUCCAGAAGCAGAUGACGGGCUUCACCAUUCUGCACGACGCGAUGCUGCAGUACUUCCUCAGUCUCAAGCUUGAUUCUGAGGAGCAGAAGGAGUUUAUAGAGCUUGUCAAGGGUGACGAAGGCGGCGAUCUACUCAAGAACAUGGCUUUCACCAAGUCUGGCGCCCGGCUCGCCUGUCUGCUGCUGGCCCAUGGCGGCGCCAAGGACAGGAAACAGAUCCUCAAGAUGUACAAGGACACGUUCCAGCUCAUGAGCGGCGACCAGCACGCGCAUACCGUCAUUCUUACCGCAUACGACGUGAUUGAUGACACGGUCCUCACGUCCAAAUCGAUAUUUCCCGAGCUCUUUGGCAAGAGCGAAGACCAAGAGGCCGAGAACGUGGUUGCUGCAGCCAACAACGUCAACGCCAGGACAACCAUCCUCUACCCAUUUGAGGGCCCUCACAAGUCCCUUUUCCCGCCGAGCCACAAGGCCGACCUGGACCUCCUCAAGGAUAUCCACAAGGUCCGCAAAUUUACGAGCAAGAAGGACGCAGAGGUGCGUCGUAAGGAGUUGAUAACAACCAUGUCCCCUCCGCUGCUGAGGGUCAUUGCCUCGUCGGCGAAGGACCUGAUGGCAACCUCGUUUGGAUGCCUGUUGGUCACCGAGGUGCUUUUGUCCGCAAUCGGCGACAAGACUGAGGCGCUCGCCGCGAUUGCGUCUACUGCCGAGGGUGACCCGAACCAGGAGCGGGAGUCGACGGAGGAGCACGCAUCGGCAACGCCGCACCCCGCACAAGACCCAUUCGCGGCGAGGAUGCUCAAAACGCUCGUUUCGGGAGGUCACUUUGACAAGGCUCUGGGCAAGGUCAAACUAGUCAACCCGCCACUCAACUUUGCCGAUACGCUAUAUGAAGUCAUCAAGAAGCAUGUUGUGGCAUGGGCCACCGGCCCGGGCUCGUUUGUGCCGCUGGCACUAUUAGAGGCCGAGGGCUUCUCGCAUGUGGCGGAGCUGACCAAGACGUUGCGCAAGAAGAAGGCGCUGCUGGAGAAGGCGGCGGUCGAGGAGACGGCGGAGCAGAAGGCCAAGAGGGAAGCGCUGGCGGUAGAAGCGGGGUCGGAUGAGGUGGCCCAGGCAAAGAGCAGGAGAAAGAAGGGCGGCAAGAAGGGGCUGGCGGAACAGGAGCGCGUGUUGGUGGGUAAUGCGGGCGCAAAGCUGCUGCUGGAGAAACUGUAAAUAAUCCGAUUGACUCUUUGCUUGCAUUUACUUGGAUGGGAAAAUUACACAGCUUCUUCGUUUCAGUGAAGAUGGUUAUGCCGCA